UAUAUACUCCGUAUCUUUAUUAUUAUUAAAUGUACAUAAAUACGGAUUACACGGGUAUACAAACACUGCAUAUGCAAGUGUAGAGAGAGAGAGAGAGAGAGAGGUGUGGGAGACAAGCUGGUAAAGGAGUCUGAUGAAGAAUUCUUUGAAAUAAAGUCAAACGCCAGAGAAGACCCAUGUGUAUAGAGGCUUCAAUUCUUCGAUUUACUUCAGUGUUUUUUUUAAUCCCUUUAAUUGCGAAGGACUUAGCUUCCAAGAUCACAACUUUUCUGGAGCUUCAAUUGAUGUAUAGAAUCUUAGAUAGUUGGGUAUUGUGAGAUAAUAACUUCCUCCACAUUAUUGUAUAAUUCUUGUUGUGGUUUGAGUAAGCUUUUGGAAUAAGCAUUUGUGGAGAGCUAGGGUCUAAAAAGCCUGUGUUUGGGUGUCUAGGAAUAGUUACAAUUUACAAAUGGAUGGGGAAGAUGGGACUUCCUUGAAUUCAGCCAAGGGGGUGGGUUUAGAUGAAGAUGAAGAGGAGUUUAGAAGUUGCUGUGAAGAUGUGGAGGAGUUGAAGGAGAGGGAGGAACCCGAGGAGCUCGGUGUGGAGGGAGAUGAGGAUGAAUUGGAGGAGGAUGAGGAAAAGGAAAGUGAAAUUUCUGAGAUAGAUCUCGAUGAGCAUAUCCUGGAGGAGUUGAAGGAUAGGCAGGAGCCAGAGGACUUGAUUGUAGAAGGAGAACAUAUUAUACUAGAGGAGGACGAGGAAACGGAAAGUGAAAUCUCUGAGAUAGACCUCGAUGGACACUGUGUGGAGUUGGAGAGUCAGGAGUCAGAGGAACUGGCUGUAGAGGGAGAAGAUGAUGAUGAAGUAGAGAAGGACGAGGAAUCAGAGGGCGAGAAUGAGGAGUUUAAGGAGCAACAGGAAUCAGAGAAGGUGUGUGCAGAGGGAGAAGAUGAUGAAGUGGAGGACAAGGAAUCAAAUAUUGAAAACUCUGAGAUAGGUCUUGAUGAACAUUCUGUGAAGUUGUACUUCAAAGGUGUUUCCAUAAGUGGCCCUGGAGAUACUGGUUCUGGGCUUUCUGGAAUUGGGGUGGUCAUGGAGAGGAGUAUAAACUCUCCUCCCAUGGAAGUGCAGAAAAAGCUUGAUUUUUUUGUGGAGGAAUUAGCGGCAGAUUAUUUAGCCUUAAUGGAUGGGCUGGUAGAGGCUGCUCAUAACAAAAUUAGGCGGGUAUAUGCCGUUACUGAUUCUGAGAUUUUAUACAAUCAGGUUAUGCAUGAAACGGAGAUUGAGAACCCACUUCUCAUGGCACUGAGGCAAAGGAUAUUAGACUAUGCCAAUGACAUGGAAGUCUUUGUUCUAAAAUUUGUUCCGAGCACUGAUCUUGCAAGAGCAUUAGAGCUUGCCCAAGUUGCAAUAGGCAUUGUCUCCCCGUGUCUUAAGGGAGAUGAAUCAACAGAAAGUUGUUCAAUAUGUUGCGAGGACAAGCUCGCGUUAAUGAUGAUGACAUUGAAAUGCUCCCACAAAUUCUGUUCUCGCUGCAUGAAGACUUACGUUGAAGGGAAAGUACAAUCUACACAAGUUCCUAUUAGAUGCCCGCAGCUAAGAUGCAAGUAUUAUAUCUCUUCUGCAGAAUGUAAAUCUUUUUUGCCAGUUGCUUCGUAUGAAUCCUUGGAGAGAGUCCUGGUAGAAGCAAAUGUUCUCAACGCAGACAAAAUUUACUGCCCCUAUCCUAAUUGCUCAGUUCUUCUCGAUCCUCAUGAAUGCUUUUCAAUGAGAGCUAGCUCAUCAAGCCAGUCAGACAACAGUUGUGUGGAGUGCAGAGUAUGUCAGAGGUUUAUUUGUGUCGACUGUCGGGUCCCUUGGCAUUCUUCAAUGACAUGUGAGGAGUACCAAAAUCUCCCACACGAGGAAAGGGACGUUGGUGAUGUCACUUUGCAUCGCUUGGCACAAAAUAAAAGAUGGAGACGUUGUUUACAUUGUCAGAGGAUGAUUGAGCUCACACAUGGCUGCUACCACAUAACUUGCUGGUGUGGGCAUGAGUUCUGCUAUUCAUGUGGCGCGGAGUAUAGGGAUGGUCAACAGACUUGUCAAUGUGCAUUCUGGGACGAGGAUUAUUCCCCGGAGUUGGUGACUCAUCAUCCCACGCAACAAUUUGAGCACUGGGCAUGGGACUCAUUCGAGUCGGUCCCCAUGAUAAUGGAUGCAUAUUCAGACCAAGAGAGAUCACAGUUGGAACUGAUCCAGCGAUUUCUGGCCGGAGGCUUUAGCCUGACCGACCACCAAGCGUACCAAUCCCCCCCACGAUGUACAGAUUCUUAUGCCGACGCCAUGAAGGAUCUCCAUCAGCUUCCUUGGCUGGAGCGGUUCGUCUCUGUGAUCAGCGAUAAUUACUAUGAAGACAUUUUCCAGUGAGUAACAACGAGCCGUAAACAUGAACAUUUUUUUUUUCCAGCAAGAAGUUGAGGAGCACUGAAUAAAAAUGGUUGAUAUGGAAGGAGACAGAGCAUCUCACUCUGAAAACUCCAUUUUGUAGAUCAGUGAAGAGGCCCCAUUGUUUAUCAUCCUUAGCUCAAAGAGCUAGUGGCCCUCUCCCUUUUUAGACUUUUUUACUGUAAGAUUUAGGCAAAUAUGCAUGAGAAAAUCUCUCUUGGUAGAAAGAGAAGAUAGAUACAUAAUAGUAAUUGUAUCUUUUAUGAAGGAAGCUGCAGUGAUGAUACUUUCAUAUUUCACUUGAGAUUUUUUU
Ipomoea triloba (trilobed morning glory) is the source of this 2720-nucleotide messenger RNA. RefSeq lists its product as uncharacterized. Gene Ontology annotation, cellular component: cytoplasm; ubiquitin ligase complex. The record is from RefSeq and is a predicted model, not a curated record. Gene Ontology annotation, biological process: positive regulation of proteasomal ubiquitin-dependent protein catabolic process; ubiquitin-dependent protein catabolic process; protein polyubiquitination. Lineage: Eukaryota; Viridiplantae; Streptophyta; Magnoliopsida; Solanales; Convolvulaceae. Gene Ontology annotation, molecular function: ubiquitin conjugating enzyme binding; zinc ion binding; nucleic acid binding. The coding region runs from base 449 to 2389 and encodes 646 amino acids. The transcript is spliced from 4 exons.